Closterium sp. Naga37s-1 is the source of this 1230-nucleotide messenger RNA. The record is from the annotation of a GenBank genome assembly. Lineage: Eukaryota; Viridiplantae; Streptophyta; Zygnematophyceae; Desmidiales; Closteriaceae.
AUGGCUGCCGUCCACCUCCAGUCCGCCGUUGCGUCCGCCUUUCCCGGCAUCCGCUCGCCAUUCCGCGCUGCUGCCAGGCGGCUGCAUUCGGCGUCGUUCGCGGGAUCCAAGACCGCGACGCUCAGCAAAGCCUCAGUGCUGCAGUCGGAGUUCCUGGGCUCUGGAUUCAAUGCUGCUCCUGCUCAACUGAGUGGAACCGCGUUUCUGAGGAGGUCAGCCAGCUCGACCGGUGCUCGCGCGUCUGCUAACGUGGAGCAGCUGCGCGGAGCCAGGGACGAGAUCAAGGAGCUCAUCAAGAGCAAGCACUGCAACCCCAUCCUGAUCCGGCUCGGCUGGCACGACGCGGGCACGUACACCAAGAGCAUCGCCGAGUGGCCCAAGGCGGGCGGCGCCACCGCCAGCAUCCGCUUCAAGCCUGAAAUCGAGCACGGCGCCAAUGCUGGUCUCGCGGGCGCCAUCGCGCUCCUGGAGCCCAUCAAGCAGAAGUAUCCCGCCGUCAGUUACGCCGACCUUUUCCAGCUCGCCAGCGCCAUAGCAGUGGAGGUCCGUCCGCGCUUGCGCAUGCUUAUGCUUUUUGCGGUGCCGCAGAAGGCACCAGGGCAGUCGAGGUCUGUCCAUGCCGGCCCACCAUCCCCUGCUGACCACCUGCGCAAGGUGUUCUACCGCAUGGGCCUUGAUGACAAGGACAUUGUUGCUCUGUCUGGCGCACACACUCUGGGCCGCGCUCGGCCAGACAGGAGCGGGUGGGGCAAGGCAGAGACCAAGUACACGGGCAAGCUGCUUGCACCAGCCACCACUCUCAACUCCCCUCCUCUCCCCUCGGCCCCUCUCACCUGCUCCGCCGCCUCUCUCCCGCCUUCACUCACACACAUCCUCUCCCCUCCCGUCCUCGCCCCAUCCCCCUCUCCCCCUCCUCCCUGCAGAAGGACGGCCCUGGUGCGCCUGGCGGACAUCAAGGAGAAGAAGGAUGCGGAACUGCUGGUGCUGCCGACGGAUGCCGCCCUGUUUGAGGACGCGGGCUUCAAGGUGUUUGCAGAGAAGUAUGCUGCAGACCAGGCGGCCUUCUUUGCUGACUAUGCCCAGUCGCACAAGAAGCUCAGCGAGCUGGGCGCCAAGUUCGACCCCCCUCAGGCGGCCUUCUUUGCCGACUAUGCCCAGUCGCACAAGCAGCUCAGCGAGCUGGGCGCCAAGUUCGACCCCCCCCAGGUGAGGCCUUUUUUCUCCAAUUGA